AUGGCCGACGAAGAGAUGGACCCCAGCUUGAAGCCCAUCAUCGAGCAGAAGUCUUUGAAAUGGGUCUUUGUGGGCGGCAAGGGUGGUGUCGGCAAGACAACGACAUCAUGCUCGCUGGCGGUGCAGAUGGCCAAGGCAAGAAAGAGCGUGCUUUUGAUAUCGACAGACCCGGCACACAACCUGUCAGAUGCCUUUGGAGUCAAGUUCGGCAAGGACGCGAGACCGGUGCCUGGAGUGGAGGGCCUUGCGGCUAUGGAAAUUGACCCGAACGGCAGCAUCAACGACUUGAUUGCAGCGGGUGGAGACGAUGCGCAAGAUGCGAUGGCGGGUCUGGGCGGUGUGGGAAGCAUGUUCCAAGAUAUGGCAUUCUCCAUUCCUGGUGUCGACGAGGCCAUGUCUUUUGCCGAGGUGUUGAAGCAGGUCAAGGGCAUGGAGUAUGAGCUCAUCAUCUUCGAUACUGCGCCUACUGGACAUACGCUGCGCUUUUUGCAGUUCCCCACUGUCUUGGAGAAGGCCCUGGACAAGCUCAGCCAACUCAGCCAGCAAUUUGGUCCCAUGAUCAACAACCUCAUCGGCGCUCGAGGCGGUCUUCCCAACGGCCAGUCGUUCGACGAUGUCCUCAAGCGCAUGAACGACUUACAAGAGACAAUUGGCGACGUGAACAAGCAAUUCAAGAACGCUGACCUCACGACCUUCAUCCCCGUCCUGAUCCCCGAAUUCUUGUCGCUGUACGAGACGGAGCGCAUGAUCCAAGAGUUGGGUACAUAUGAGAUUGACACGCACGCCAUGGUCGUCAACCAGCUGCUGUUCCCCAAGAAGGACAACCCGUGCGAGCAGUGCAAUUCACGCAGAAAGAUGCAGAAGAAGUACCUCGAGCAGAUUGAUGAUUUGUACGGCGAGGACUUCCAUGUCGUCAAGAUGCCGUUGCUGGUGGAGGAGGUGCGAGGUGUGGAGAGUAUAUCGAAAUUCAGCGAGAUGCUCGUCAAGCCCUUCGAAGCACCCGCAUAG
Molecule: messenger RNA, 1008 nt
Organism: Zasmidium cellare ATCC 36951
Lineage: Eukaryota; Fungi; Ascomycota; Dothideomycetes; Mycosphaerellales; Mycosphaerellaceae
Exons: 2
Coding region: 1-1008 (335 amino acids)
Biological process (GO): post-translational protein targeting to endoplasmic reticulum membrane
Cellular component (GO): GET complex
Molecular function (GO): ATP hydrolysis activity; ATP binding
Source: RefSeq, a predicted model, not a curated record